GAUCAGAAAGCUUGUCAAGUUUUUCAAAUCUUCAAAACAAAGCCAACGACUAGACCAAGCACAAAUUGACUUAGCUCAACGAAAUAAUGUUACUGCUACACCUGUUCAGUUGCAUGGCUCUGAAAAUUUAAUUGAAUUAGAAAUGGAAGAAAAUAAUGAGUCAGAAAAUGUAGACAAGGAAUUUAAAGUCCUACGUACUAUAAGUGAAGUAAAAACAAGAUGGAAUUCAUCUUUUUUAUCUUGGCAAAGGCUUCUUAAAUUACACACAGCAAUUGAAUGGCUUUCCUCAACUUUACAUUUACUAGAAGAUGCUGGUGCAAAGGAAGAUUCUCGAAAACUAAGUAAUUAUAAACUCAAUGAAAAUGAAUGGGAAUUAUUAGAAGGAUUAGUUAUGUUGUUUAAGCCUUUUGAUGAACUAACAACUUACUUCAGUGGAAUUAAAUACACUACUCUUUCAGUUGUUAACCCAAGUAUAGAGACAUUAAAAUUUGAGUUUGCUGAUGGUGAUUUGUUGGACUCACAUGAGUUGAACAAAAUAUUUAAUGAUAAUGAAACUGAAAAUCUUGGUUUUGAUGAAGAUGAAAUAUCAUCUGAUGAUGAAAGCUCUGGAAGUGACUCAAGAAACAUAAAACAAUUAAGAGCUCCAUCUUCACAACAAAUAAUUUCCAAAGUUAAGGGGAUCAUUUAUAGCUCGCUCUGGAAUUAUUGGAAUGAUUCAGAAAAGAUUGGGCUAAUGGCUACUUUAUUAGACCCAAGAUUGAAAUUAAUGGAAGUAUGGUCAAAUGAAACAAGAGAACAAGCAAUCCAAGAACUACAUACCGAAUUCAAUACUUGGCAAAUCAAAGUUGCAAUUGAUGAUUCUUUAGAAGAAAUUCCUUCUUCAUCCACACCUUCCUUUAUGAAAAGAGUAUUUUGUCAUAGCCAAAGAAAAGUGAACCAUGAGAUUGAAAUAGAUAAUUAUUUAAACGAAAUGGUAACUCCAACACAACCUGAAGGAAUUGAUGUUUAUCAAUGGUGGAAUAACAAUCAAAAUUCUUUUCCUAUUCUUAAUGGGUCCAAUCUCUAUGAAUUGUAUCAAUUUCAUCCUUGCAAUUGGUAA
Messenger RNA from Entrophospora candida, 1099 nucleotides. NCBI's taxonomy places the organism in Eukaryota, Fungi, Glomeromycota, Glomeromycetes, Entrophosporales, Entrophosporaceae. The record is from the annotation of a GenBank genome assembly.